Paramisgurnus dabryanus is the source of this 1439-nucleotide messenger RNA. It is a transcript of the gene serpinb1l3, whose product is annotated as serpin peptidase inhibitor, clade B (ovalbumin), member 1, like 3. Gene Ontology annotation, molecular function: serine-type endopeptidase inhibitor activity. Gene Ontology annotation, biological process: negative regulation of endopeptidase activity. NCBI's taxonomy places the organism in Eukaryota, Metazoa, Chordata, Actinopteri, Cypriniformes, Cobitidae. The record is from RefSeq and is a predicted model, not a curated record.
CAUGAGUGUGUUGAAUGCGUCUGUUUGCGUAGUAUGGAAGCGUGACCGCGCGCGCGUGUGUGAGGGCGUGUCCGCUCAUAUGAACGCUUGUCUUGGUCAGUCGCGAUUCACCCGCUGCGUCUAAACUCGAACGGAAGAAACGCAACAUACCAGUGUGAAUAUGGAGUCUCUUUCUGCAGCAAACACAAACUUUUCCCUCAACGUGUUUCAGAAGAUCAGUGAUGGAAAUGCUUCAGCAAAUGUCUUUUAUUCUCCUCUGAGUCUCUCUGCAGCUCUUUCAAUGCUGUCACUCGGGGCAGCUGGAAACACAGCGGCCCAAAUGUCUCAGACUUUGCAUUUUCCCUCAGCAGCGGGUGAUAUACAUGACGGCUUCAACAAGCUCAUGGGCGAUCUUAACAAAGCAGAAGCUCCUUAUGCUCUGAGUCUUGCCAGUCGUCUGUAUGGAGAGCAGUCCUAUCAGUUUGUUGAGAAAUUUCUUAGUGACACAAAACAAUACUAUCAAGCUGGUCUGGAAACUGUGGAUUUUAAACAGAACGCAGAAGCUGCACGAGUCAACAUCAACAGCUGGGUGGAAAAAAAUACUCAAGAGAAGAUCAAGGAUUUGCUGGGGGAGGGAGAUGUUGACGCACUGACAAGACUCGUGCUGGUAAAUGCCAUCUACUUCAAGGGAAUCUGGGAAAAACAGUUUCAUGUGGAAAGAACCACAGAGGAGCAGUUUAAGUUGAACAAGAAUGAAAUGAAGCCCGUACAGAUGAUGCAUCACAAGGCCAAGUUUCCUUUGGCCUUCAUCCCUGAUGUAAGAUGUCAGAUCCUCGAGCUGCCGUAUGUUGGGAAAGAUCUCAGCAUGUUGAUCAUGCUUCCGAUUGAGAUGGAGGACGACACCACUGGCCUUCAGAGACUGGAGAAAGCACUGACCUAUGAGAACUUGAUGGAGUGGACUCGACCCGACAUGAUGGACAUUCUGGAAGUGCAAGUGUCUCUGCCUAAAUUCAAGAUGGAGGAGACCUAUGACAUGAAAGGUCUUCUCGUCAGCCUGGGAAUGGUGGACGCAUUUGAUUCGCUGAAGGCUGAUUUCUCAGCCAUGUCCCCCAACAAUGAUCUGGUGCUGUCCAAAGUGGUGCAUAAAUCAUUUGUAGAAGUAAAUGAAGAGGGAACGGAAGCUGCUGCGGCUACUGGCGCUGUUAUGAUGAUGCGCUGCCUCAUGCGUCCAGAGUGCUUUAAAGCUGAUCACCCUUUUCUUUUCUUCAUACGUCAUAAUCCCACCAAGAACGUACUCUUCUAUGGACGCUUUUGCUCGCCUUGACCUACUCACAUUCAUGUCAUCACUCUGUGCCUAACUGCACCUGCACAUUUUAUUUGCCUUAAUUCCAGUGUGGAUUCCUCUAUAGAUUUAAAAUUGAAUGUAACCCUGACCUAAUAAAUCACGAUUGUUAAAUUGC